Agrilus planipennis (emerald ash borer) is the source of this 1453-nucleotide messenger RNA. RefSeq names its product protein FAM177A1. The record is from RefSeq and is a predicted model, not a curated record. The coding region runs from base 82 to 555 and encodes 157 amino acids. The transcript has 2 exons. Lineage: Eukaryota; Metazoa; Arthropoda; Insecta; Coleoptera; Buprestidae.
UUCGCCACUAGGUGGUAAUAAAGUGUACGAGUGUAUUAAUUGCGUUAAUGUGCGCAUUUACGAUUAGUAAAGUUUUUUUUUAUGUUAUACGAACGAGUAAAAAUGAGUGACAAUAGUGCAGAAAAAGAAGAACGUAAUCAAGGUAAUAGUAUCGAAGUAGAUGCUCCAAAACGAGUUAUUCACUUUUGUGAUGGAUCAGUUGAAGAAUUUAGCGAUGAAGAGGUUGAUUCUUGUGACGCACCCAUUACAGAAAAUACCGAAGUUGAUCCAAAAACCCUCUCCUGGGGUCCGUGGACAUACCAUAUGCUUUCAUCGCUAGGUUCAAAAACUUUGGCUGGUUUGGAUGUAGUUGGCGAGAAAAUCGCUUGGGGUUUAGGUAUCACUUCACCGAAAUAUUAUUAUGAAAUCGAGGAAUAUAAAAAAACACAGGAAGAAAAUAACAAAGAACAAGAGGAGCAAGCAGGAUGGUCUGAGCCUACAAAUACUGCACAAAUUAAUUUGAAUGAUGUUGCCACCAGUCAACCAAAAUCAAAGCACGUCAAUACCGUUGAGUAAUAUAUCUCCAGUCUUAAAGAUACGAAAACACAAAAUGAUAUUGUUACUAAUAAAUACCUAAUAACCUAUUUGUGAAAUAACUCAUCAUCACAGAUUUAGAUCGUCUUAUGUCUCUAGAUAUACAGGAUUUCCCAAAAAAUGUAUAGCUACACUGUUUGAAUUUUUAUUCACCAUAUAAUCAAUAUAUAAAUUACAAAAAUAUCUACAUUAAAAGUACGAUACAAUAUUCAAGAAAUGUAUUUGUACCUUGAUGGUAAUGAUUUCCAUUUACAACUUUUUUAAACGCGAUGAUCACUUGAUUUAUUGAUGUAUUAUUGCUUGUCUCAUAGAUUUUUUGAGUUUCGCAAUAACUUUUCAGAAGUCUUUCUUGCUCGCUGAUGUUUAUAUUGAUCUUUUGGAACUUUGUCUUGAACAUCCUGAUCAUUUCCUUUAGUUUCAAACUUAUCUUUUAACCGUUAAUUAAAUUGUAAGUCGCGUAAUAAAUGGAUUUGCCUGAAAUUUCCUGUGGUAUUUUUAUACUUUUGGUAUAUUUUGAUACCUAAAAUGACUACUAAUUAUAUACCUAUAUUAAAUUUUUUAUUUUUCAAAGAUUAACCAUGAUUCACUCAUUGUUUCCAAUUAAUUUCACUUUUAUCAAAAAAGGGAAUAAUCAGAAGAUGAUGACCCGUUAAACAGGGUAUACUUUUUUUGGGACACCGUGUAUUUACAUUAGUCUUGCGAUGAAAUGAUUUUGUAAAUAUACAAUUUAAGCACAAUAUACAGAUUAAAUUCUGGCCACAUUUGAACUUCUUUGCAUAUAGUGUUUUCUUACUUUCUGAUGUCUUUACUAUUUAUAAUGUAUUUAUUAACAGUAUUAAAAAUAUAUUUUACUGCGUUUCCUAUUCUGUCGAUUAUAUAU